CGGUCGGCGCAGACAUCCGCGCUGGCAGUUCUCCGCAUUGCGAUCGGAGAACACCCGACGCUCCGAUUAGCCCCAACUGUGACUCUUCCCUUCUCAAUCCCCUCAAUUGCUAUUCACAUUCUAUCGCACAGCUUCACAAUGGCUUCCAUCCGCGCCAACUGCCGCAAGGUCAUGUGUAUCGGCCGCAACUAUGCCGAUCACAUAACCGAGUUAAACAACACAGCUCCCAAGCAGCCCUUCUUCUUCCUCAAGCCUCCUUCCUCCAUCCUUACCCCCGGCUCUGGACCUGUCCUGCGCCCCAAGGGCGUUAGCCUGCACUAUGAGGUUGAAUUGGGUCUGGUGAUUGGCAAGACCCUGCGCGACCUCGACCCCAAUGAUGAGAAGGGUGCGCUGGAAGCUAUUCAGAGCUACAUCCUCGCCAUUGAUAUGACAGCCCGCAACGUGCAAGACGAGGCCAAGAACAAGGGUCUCCCCUGGUCCAUCGCUAAGGGCUUCGAUACUUUCCUCCCCAUCUCCCAGGAGAUCGCCAAGUCCCGCAUCCCCAACCCGCACGAUGCAUUCCUGCGCCUGAGUGUUGGCCAGACCGAGCGCCAGGCUGACUCGACUAGCCUCAUGCUCCACCGGAUCCCCCAGCAGCUGGCUCAGAUCUCUCGCGUCAUGACUCUGGAGAAGGGUGAUCUUGUCCUUACUGGUACACCCAAGGGAGUUGGCCAGGUGAAGGCUGGUGAUGUUCUGCGGGCUUCCAUUGAGGUUGACGGAAAGGAGAUUGAGGAAGGCAGAAUCGAGGUUGAGGUGCAGGACCGCGAGGGUCGUUAUGAGUUCAAGGAGACCUAG
This is a messenger RNA of Penicillium brevicompactum, 834 nucleotides long. Its product is annotated as fumarylacetoacetate hydrolase family protein. The transcript is spliced from 3 exons. Gene Ontology annotation, molecular function: acetylpyruvate hydrolase activity. The annotation marks the transcript as partial. The record is from RefSeq and is a predicted model, not a curated record. Gene Ontology annotation, cellular component: mitochondrion. Lineage: Eukaryota; Fungi; Ascomycota; Eurotiomycetes; Eurotiales; Aspergillaceae.